GUUAUUGUGCCAUCAGAGCUCCAAGCAGAAAGUGAGAAUAGUCCAAUUUGUGCCAAUUUGGUGUAUCCGCUGAAGAGAUUUCUCUUAAGAACCCACAUUAGUGCAUGUCGAAACUCAAUUGUGAUAUCAAAACUGGUGAACAAGUGGCAUUUUCCUCACAUCAAUUUCGCAUAUUUCACCAACACAACAGUGGAAGUGACGAGAUUACUUCUCCCAGUUUUCAGUCGAGACAGAAUUCUGUGUAGUCAAUGAAUCCGGCUGAACUUAACUAUCAGCCAGUCAGUGCGUUUGAGUCGUCCGACCGAGAUUUCUUGAAAUCCCAGCGGUUCAGGAUGGAGCAGGGCAAGAGCUACAGGCAAUUUCUGGCUGGUGUUGUUGUUAAUAUCGCGAGUUUGGCACUGGGAACGACUUUGGGAUGGACAUCACCAGUGUUCCCCAAGAUCAGCAGCGCUACACAAGAUGACACUCCCCUGGAUGGCCCACCAGAUGACGAGCAGCUCUCAUGGAUCGGAUCACUGGUGGCUCUUGGAGCCCUCAUCGCGCCUUUCAUUGCCGGACCCUUGGCGGAUAAGAUCGGCCGCAAGUGGACAUUGCUGUCCAGCACGGCUUUCUUCGCCGUCUCCUGGAUACUCCUCAUCACCACUAACAAUGUCCCACAGAUGUACGUGGCUCGUUUCCUGCAGGGUUUUGGUGUCGGUUUCGUGAUGACCGUGCAGACAAUGUACAUUGGAGAAAUCGCAUCCGAUCAAUUCCGGGGUGCUCUGGGAUCCUUAAUGCAACUAUUCAUUGUGGCUGGAAUCCUGUACGUCUACGCCAUAGGUCCAUACGUGACCUAUGUGAGUCUGCAGUGGAUUUGCUUGAUUCCACCACUGGGCUUCGCAGCGGCCUUCUUCUUCAUGCCAGAAACACCCUACUAUUACACCCAGAAGGGAGACAAGACCAAUGCCAUCAAGUCACUGCAAUUCCUGAGAGGAAAAACCGCUGAAGGUGUCCAGGAAGAGGCGCUGAAAAUCCAGGAAGCUGUUGAUGAGGCGAUGAAGAACAAGGGCACGAUUAAGGAUCUCGUGCGGAACAAAGGCAAUUUCAAGGCUCUGAUCAUCUGCGCAGGAUUGAUAUCCUUCCAGCAAUUGUCCGGCAUCAACGUGGUGCUGUUCUACAGUCAGAUCAUCUUCGCCAAGACCGGAAGCUCACUCGAACCCGCCAUUGCGACGAUCAUAGUGGGCAUUGUCCAAGUUGUUGCCAGCGGUUUGACGCCUUUCGUUGUCGACAGGCUCGGCAGGAAGAUUAUUCUACUCUUCUCAGGACUUGGCAUGGCCAUUUGUCACGCGCUCUUGGGACUGUAUUUCUUCCUGGACUACAAGAAGGCUGAAGUGGUGCCAGACAUUGGAUGGCUUCCCGUUCUGUCUGUUAUUGGCUUCGUCUCAGUUUACUGCGUGGGAUUUGGACCGUUGCCUUGGGCUGUUCUGGGUGAAAUGUUUCCGGCCAAUGUGAAAUCGAUCGCAUCCUCAAUGGUGGCGUCAACUUGCUGGAUUCUUGGCUUCCUCGUCACCAAGUACUUCUCGGCUCUGGACAGUGCUGUGGGAAGUCACUGGGCGUUCUGGAUCUUCGGUUUGUUCUGCUGCGGCGCCUUCGUCUUCACCUUCACGACGGUCAUGGAGACCAAAGGUCAGAGUCUACAGGAGAUCCAGGACAGACUGAACGGACGAAGGCCGGAAGAGCAGUAAAUAAGCUAUGAUUUGUAUACAUUCCUAGGUGCACUAUAAAUACAAUUUAAAUGAAGAAUACCAAAA
Phlebotomus argentipes is the source of this 1790-nucleotide messenger RNA. Its product is annotated as facilitated trehalose transporter Tret1. NCBI's taxonomy places the organism in Eukaryota, Metazoa, Arthropoda, Insecta, Diptera, Psychodidae. Gene Ontology annotation, molecular function: sugar transmembrane transporter activity. Gene Ontology annotation, biological process: transmembrane transport; carbohydrate transport. The transcript has 4 exons. Bases 249 to 1724 code for a protein of 491 amino acids. Gene Ontology annotation, cellular component: membrane. The record is from RefSeq and is a predicted model, not a curated record.